Messenger RNA from Pseudozyma hubeiensis SY62, 252 nucleotides. RefSeq lists its product as hypothetical. Bases 1 to 252 code for a protein of 83 amino acids. Lineage: Eukaryota; Fungi; Basidiomycota; Ustilaginomycetes; Ustilaginales; Ustilaginaceae. The transcript has a single exon. The record is from RefSeq and is a predicted model, not a curated record.
AUGUGCGAUUCCAUCAUCGUAUCGAUUAUUCGCCGCUCCUCUACGGAUGCGAUAGAACAUCGAAAUCUGUCCGGCAUAGACCCAAGACCUCGUGUCUCCGACGUCGAGAAGAGACGUGGCUUGUUGCUCUCUGGCUCAUCCUGCCUUCAGCCCCGGAAGGACAGCGACCAAGCCGAUCAGUUACGACACCAGACGCCUGCGGAAAGUCCAGGGAUCCUUUCGUGCCAAGAGCCAUGUAGAAGCUUAUUGUGA